CCCUCUUGGACCCGUGUGCCUUUUCACCUCCGUGCGCCACAGCACAGGUUAAGUCGCCUGGUUACCCGCCUUUGCGCACCAAACAGGCUGCUCUCCAAACGCGCACACACCGCGGAUUUAAGGAGGAUUUCGGUGAAAACACUGGCACGAGGCGCUCAAACUGCAGCGCGCUUCUGGACCUGGCUGUAGGAGUCGAGGCCCAGUGUGACGCUCUCCUCGUGUGCUGUAGUGAACAUGAUCUCACUGAGAGUUCAUGUAUCCUGCAGUGAUGGUCUGGUCGCAGUGAGAAGCAAGCGCCCCCUGCCUGUGUCAUGGUGUGAGGCUGCGUGCCCGGGCACAAGCAUGGCCUCCAUGGUUGCCAGUGGAAACCAAGAUGGGCCGUCCGUGGUCCUGAAGGGGGUGGAUCCAGAGACGUGUAUGAUAGUGUUCAAGAACCACUGGGCCCAGGUGGUGAAGAUUCUGGAGAAACACGACCCACUCCGUCACACCUCUGUUCUGACCCUGGGCUCCUCCGGCCGUGCCUCUCGCUGUGGCGCCAUCCCCGGAGACGAAGCCAGCGCUGUGCAGAACUAUGUGGAGCACAUCCUGUUUCUACUGAUGGAGGAGGAUUGUGGCCAAGCCGGCGCUAUGGGACCCAUCCUGGAGUUUGUUAUCAUGGAGAACAUCAUGGAACGCCUUUUCGUUUGGAGUUUACGCCGGGAAUUCACAGACGAUAUGAAGUUAGAACAGUUAAAGAUGUACGAAAUGUUGGUGGGUCAAGCGCGUCAGCCUUUACUUCACCACAAGCCGAUUUUGCGCCCGCUGAUGAUGCUGCUGUCAUCAUGUUCAGGGACCGCAGCGCCACAGGUGGAGGCGGAGCUGGUGCUUCUGCUGAACCAGCUAUGUUGUGUUCUGGCUAAAGAUCCGUCCGUUUUGGAAUUGUUUUUCCACACCAGCGAAGAUCAGGGGGCAACCAACUUCCUGAUUUUCUCCCUGCUCAUCCCAUACAUCCACAGGGAGGGAACGGUGGGACAACAGGCCCGAGAUGCACUCCUCCUCAUCAUGUCCCUGUCUGCGGAGAACCAGAGAGUGGCCAAGCACAUAGCAGAGAAUACAUUCUUCUGUCCGGUACUAGCCACAGGUUUGAGUGGUCUGUACUCGUCUCUGCCCACCAAACUGGACGUGCCCAAUGAGGAGUGGCACUGUCUGCACAGGGAGGACUGGCUCCGGAUUCCCGCUCUCGUCCAGUUCCUUAACUCUCUGGAAUUCUGCAACGCUGUGAUUCAGGUGGCUCAUGUUGAUGUCAGAGACCAGCUCGUCAGCUACAUCUAUAAUGGUUUCCUCGUGCCUGUCCUUGCACCAGCACUGCACAAGACGACGGUGGAGGAGGUGAUGACCACGACGGCUUAUCUGGAGCUGUUCCUCAGGAGUGUGUCAGAACCUGCUCUGCUCCAGACCUUCCUCUCCUUCAUCCUCCUGCACCGCUACGAGAACGUGCACAUCUUAGACACGCUCGUCAGCCGCAUCAACACACCAUUCCAGCUGGGCACAGUAUCCCUGGCUCUGUUCCGCACCCUCAUUGGCCUGUACUGCGAAGACGUCAUGCUGCAGCUCGUACUGAGGUACUUGAUCCCCUGUAAUCACAUGAUGCUGAGUCAGAGGCGUGUGGUGAGGGAGAGAGACUGUUACUCUGUGUCUGCAGCUAAGAUCUUAGCGCUUACGCCGUCGUGCUGCUCCCCCGACCGAAGCCCGCCACCUUUAAGACAGCUGGAGUCUAUCCUGUUCUCCAAGGGCCCCGAGACACCAGAUAAAACUGAAAGCUUCUCCAGUGACGACGGCCUGGGGAACUCCUGCACCAUCGGCUCGGAGCUGUACCUGGACGUGAGCUACCUCCAUUACCUCUAUGACGCCCGCCUCAGCAUCAGCAGCUGUCUGCGGGCGUGCCAGGUGUGGUCGGCCCCCUACGAUGGCCUGGACCCACCCCCGGACCAGUACCAGGCCGGGGUGUUGGAAGAGCCGCUACUCAAAACCAAGCAAAUAAAUAUCAGGAAAAUAAAACAACCAAUCGUGCUUAGGAGACCGGCACCUUCAGCUGACUCGACGGCUGCCAUUUUGGAGCUAGAAUGGGACGACAGCUACGACGCCUGUCCGGUGCAAAAUCCAGAAGCUACGGUGGAAGAGAAAACGGUUCUACCAGAAGUGGAGCCACCAAAACACAUUCAAGAAAUGCGCAGGACGGCGAUAAUGCUAGUCAAAGAUUCGUACAUCGAGGAAUCAGAGUUCCAAGAUGAUGUUUUGGUCUACAGUUUGGUCGCUAAAAAAGAUAGCCACGAUGUAGAAAGAACUCAACUCAGAAUAUCAGAGUCGGGAGCUUCAGCAGGGGUGGAAUUUAAAAACGGGGUGAAGGGCAGCGACGCUAAAAUGGAUGGUAAAUCAGGUCAAAAAAACUCCACGUCGGAAAUGGCGGAAGAUCUGCUGGCACAGUAUGAGGACUUGAUCCGGACUUUGGACCCAGAGGUGGGCGACAGGAUGGGGGGAGUGGAGGCAGAGGGGGAGAAGAGGGAGGACGAGGGUGGAGAGGAGGAAGAGGAGAUGGAUUUCAGCGCAUUCACAGGAGAGACGCUAGAGUCUGACACACUGCCGUUUCCAUUUGGCCCUAAGCCGAGGAGUGGGAGUACGAGUAGAAGUCCUUCAGUACCUUUUACAGGGCCGUUUAUCAGUGUCCUCCUGUCCCGACUGGAGAACAUGCUGACAAAUCCUCUCCAUGUGAACCUACUCCUCACGGGGAUUGUGGCCCAGCUGGCAGCCUACCCUCAGCCUCUACUGCGCUCCUUCCUCCUCAACACAAACCUGGUGUUCCAGCCCACUGUGCGCUCGCUCUACCAGGUUUUGGCCAUUGUGAAGACUCGGAUCGAGGAGCUCACCGUGAGGAGGACGGACUUCACUGAGAUGAUCACCACAGCUCAGCACUGGCUCCUCGCCCGAGAGAGCAGAGCCACAGAAAACACGAGGAGUGAAGAACCAGGCCUGCUCCUCCAGAACCCGCCUCCUCCCAAACCUAAGCCCAUGUCCUUGGACCACACCGACGUCUUUGCUACCGUCCUCUUCUCCGAGUUCCUCAAAGAACUGGCAGCCAUCGCUCAGGAACACUCCAUUCUCUCCUACAUUCCCAUGGAGGAGUGAGUCAUUCCUCAGUCUGAGCCCGAGCACCGUAUCUGAAUCCAAGCUCCGUAUCUGAGUCUGACGCAAAUCCAGCAAAUGACUCAAACUGGGGAAUGACGUCCACAUCUGCUCAUCACACCUGUAAAAAGACUUUGAAGAGACCUAUUUUUAGAUUACAGAGUAUUUAUUUUUUCCAGAUUAGAGAAUAGCUUUAAUAUUUUUAAAUACUGUUUCACAUUUUGGCCGUUUCUCGAUCUCCUUUGCAGCUGGCAAAGACCAUCUGGAAAAUCCAUGUAUUUUGUCUGAUCUUCAGGUUUGAUUUGAAAACUCCAGCCUCAGUGGAAUGGACGAACUGAGAGUCGUGCUCUGUUUGUAAACUGUUUUCAGGAAGAGGGAGGAUGUGUUUG
Periophthalmus magnuspinnatus is the source of this 3548-nucleotide messenger RNA. RefSeq names its product FHF complex subunit HOOK interacting protein 1Aa (gene fhip1aa). The transcript has 13 exons. The record is from RefSeq and is a predicted model, not a curated record. NCBI's taxonomy places the organism in Eukaryota, Metazoa, Chordata, Actinopteri, Gobiiformes, Gobiidae. Bases 235 to 3162 code for a protein of 975 amino acids.